Messenger RNA from Saprolegnia diclina VS20, 704 nucleotides. RefSeq lists its product as hypothetical. The coding region runs from base 103 to 648 and encodes 181 amino acids. The record is from RefSeq and is a predicted model, not a curated record. NCBI's taxonomy places the organism in Eukaryota, Oomycota, Saprolegniomycetes, Saprolegniales, Saprolegniaceae. The transcript has a single exon.
UUCAAUCAAGAUAAAUCGAACACGUACAGAUACAUUUCUGGCGUCACCGGAGGAUGACAAGUCGCCAGUUGCCAAUUUCCAACACCGAAACGCAAGACCAGCAUGGCGUCCAAGCUCUCGCUCGCCUUCCUCGUGCACGACUUUGCCCCGCCGUCGAGCUGCCCGCAGAGCCCCGAGACGAGCACGAUGGGCCUGCGCAGUCCGCGCGUGAGCCCGCUCAUGGCCAAGACGCGGUCGCCGCCCGCGCCGCGCUCGCGCCCGUGCAAGCACGCCGGCUGCACCAAGUUCGCCGUGACGCGCGGUCACUGCAUCGCGCACGGCGGCGGCAAGCGCUGCAGCGUCGCCGACUGCCCGAGCGGCGCCAAGACCAACGGCCUCUGCUGGAAGCACGGCGGCUCCAAGACGUGUUCGUUCCCCAACUGCUCCAACCGCUCCAAGACAUACGGCGUGUGCUGGUCCCACGGCGGCGGCAAGCAGUGCGGCGAGGCCGGCUGCACAAAAACGGCGCUGCGCCACGGUCUCUGCUGGGCGCACGGUGGUGGCAAGCGCUGCCGCGCCGAUGGCUGCCAACGGCCAGCGUACGAGCGCAACGACAACCUCUGCGACGUGCACUGCUCCAAGAAGAAGCACCGGAGCGCACCAUAUUAGUGUCUAUAUAUCUCCACGUAUUUAACAAUUGUAAGUUUUCCCUUAUUCUCCUUGGG